This is a messenger RNA of Eriocheir sinensis (Chinese mitten crab), 1945 nucleotides long. Its product is annotated as protein ERGIC-53-like. Gene Ontology annotation, molecular function: D-mannose binding. Gene Ontology annotation, cellular component: endoplasmic reticulum membrane; COPII-coated ER to Golgi transport vesicle; endoplasmic reticulum-Golgi intermediate compartment. The record is from RefSeq and is a predicted model, not a curated record. Gene Ontology annotation, biological process: endoplasmic reticulum organization; Golgi organization; endoplasmic reticulum to Golgi vesicle-mediated transport. NCBI's taxonomy places the organism in Eukaryota, Metazoa, Arthropoda, Malacostraca, Decapoda, Varunidae.
CAGCGGUGGCUCCUCAGUGGCCGCCUCGCACCAGCUGGAGAUGGAGCUGUGGUGGGGCCUCACGCUCCUUUUAUCCCUCAUAGCCGCGGGCCGCUGCCAAAAGCCCCACAAACGAUUCGAAUACAAGUACAGCUUCAAGGGACCCUACCUGGCACAGAAGGACAACCAGGUUCCCUUCUGGCACUACAGCGGGAAUGCCAUAGCCAGUGAGGAGAGUGUUCGCAUCACGCCAUCUCUUCGGAGCCAGAAGGGGCAGAUAUGGACCAAAACAACCAGUUUCGAGUGGUAGGUGGAUUUUGUCUUCCGCCUGACAGGCAGAGGUAGAAUUGGAGCAGAUGGUUUGGCCCUGUGGUUCACUGACAAGCCUGGGGUUGAGGGUCCUGUGUUUGGUAGCUCAGACAAGUGGAAUGGCCUCGGAGUCUUCUUUGACUCCUUUGAUAAUGACAACAAGAGGAACAAUCCUUAUGUGAUGGCCAUGGUGAAUGAUGGCACAAAGGUUUAUGACCAUGAACAUGAUGGCCUCAGCCAGCAGCUUGGGGGUUGUCUUCGAGAUUUCAGGAACAAGCCUUUCCCAGUCAGGGCAAAGCUGGAGUAUUACCACAACAUUCUGACACUGAUGAUCCACAGCGGCAUGACUAACAACGAUAAGGACUAUGAGAUCUGUAUGCGAGCAGAAAAUGUACAUCUACCUCCCUCUGGUCACUUUGGAGUGUCCGCAGCCACUGGAGGACUGGCUGAUGACCAUGACGUGCUCAAGUUCCUGGUGUCCUCAUUACGUUCCCAAGAAGAAAUGGCUCUCUUGCAAGUCAACCAGGAAGAGGAGGAGAAGUUCCAGCAGGAGUUCCAGGAAUAUCAGGAGAAAACCAAAAAGGCACGAGACGAGUACAUUGCACUAAAUCCUGAUGCAGAGAAGAAAGAAGAGGAAUAUGAAUCGUGGGAACAACGGGAACUACGACAAAUCUUUGUGGGACAGAGCCAGAUUCAUGAGGUCAUAAGACAGCUUCAUAUGAAGAUGGAUGAAAUCAUUGGUCGACAAGAACGGACCCUUGGCCUGGUGUCAGCUGUCCACUCAGGGAUGGGGGGACAGGUAGCACCAGUAGGGCAGGUGCCACCCGCACAACCUGUGGGUGGACUGCCAGGAGACACCAUCCGCCGACAUGAAGUUGAUUCCAUUCUGAACAACCAACGUGACAUCGUCCAGACUGCUCGAGACAUCAAGACCUUCGUCACAGAGAUCCAUCAGAAGAGCAACCAACUACUGGGUAACAGCCAGAAGCCACAGGGGUCUGUACAACCAGUGGGCUAUGACUUGCAUGUCACCCUUAAUGAGAUGAAGGAAGGUCUCAACAUCGUUAAGAGAGACUUGGGAACAGCCAACCAGAGACUGUCUGGAGGGCUAGGCGGGGGCGCGGGAUGUCCAUCUGUCAGCUGUGUGUCAACAACCAUAUUUAUCACCUUCAUGGUUCUACAGAUUGUGUUACUUAUUGGCUACAUCAUGUACAGAGAUAGUAAGGAGGCCCAGGCUAAGAAGUUCUACUGAGCUCUGGUGGCUUGUGAAGCUCUGAGAGUUUGAUAUCUCAGGAGCACAAAAGAUUUCUUCCAAAAUAUUUUUAGAUGGCUAAUCAUUUUGUAGAGUAUUUUAAAGUUUUAUGGUGGAAAUGAUUUUUAGGCAUUUAUUUUUUUAUUGCCAGGGGAGUUGGUAUAUUGUGUUACUGUAACUAAAAAGUAUUGUGAGAUCUGAAUCUAUGAGAUUGUUGUCAGUGUGAUCCAGCUCCUCAAAUAACAUAGCUCAUUAAUAAUGAUCUUUUUUUAUAUAAUUUGUAUAAAAGCAUUGAAGCAAGGACUCGCCAAAUUUAUUGCACUUUAUCUUGUGACUUUUAACAGUUGCUGUGAAAUGAUAAUUUAUCACAUUUAAAAUUGUUCUCUAAUUGUAUGAAGUCAUGUU